ACUAUUGGAAAAAAAAUGCGAACGGAACUUCUUGAAUGCAGCUCAGACGCGGCCGUUGCUACGCAACAUACCAACAGAUGUCAGACGUCCUCUGAUACUAGCUUAAUGAUGAGCGGGAACAGCAAAGAUGAGUCCAUAUUGAUAGAUGAGGAGAUGCUGCAGGAGGCACUGGCAGAGCUAUGUUUUGAAGACGAAGUCCAGAGUAACAUCUGGAAGGAGAAACUCCAAUUCAGUGAAGCUGAUACCCUGAGCCUGGUGUGCAAAGGAAUUGUGAAGAUUGGUUGUUUAUGGGAAUUCACAUCUUUGACCAAACUUGAGCUGAACAACAACUGCAUAAAGAAGAUAGAAGGCUUGAACAGUCUUGUGAAUCUGACAUGGCUCAAUUUAUCAUUCAAUGGCAUUGAAAAAAUUGAAGGCCUGGACUCACUGAGGAAGCUUGAAGUGCUGAAUUUGUUCACAAACAGAAUCUCUGUCAUUGAAAACAUGGACACACUUGAGAAUCUCACUUUGUUCUCCAUUGCAGACAAUCUUGUUGAGCAACUGGAACAAGUGAUUUAUCUCAGAAAAUUCAAGAAGCUGCACACCCUCAACUUAUAUGGAAAUCCCAUCUGCAAGGAGGACAAUUACAAACUAUUAAUUGCUGCCUACUUCCCAGAUUUGUCAUACCUAGACUACAGACUACUCGACAACAAAACCAAACAAGAGGCGUCUGUAAGAUACCUGUUUGAGACUGAGCAACAAGCUGACAAGGCUAAGAAGAGCGAGGAAGCUGAACUACAGUUACACAAGGAUGCCUUUGUGGAGUUCCUGAAUGGGCCGAGUCUGUUUCAAACAGUAAUAAAAGAUGACCCUCAGGUAGAGACGCUUCGUUGCCUGCCAGAAGUGGCUGAUCUGCUUCACACAUUUGAGCAGCAGAUGGUGACGCUGUGCAUGCAAUUAUUUGAAGCAGGACUGUUUGAACAUAAGCAGCGAGAGACAGAGGUGAAGUCCUUCUUCAGGGGCCAAACACAGGCUGUCUCGGACAACCAGCAGAGGGCGGUAGAGCUAGUAGACAGCUAUGAUCUGCAACACGAGGAGAGUAUGAAGGAGUUGCACCAGCUUUCUGACUCAGAUGAGUUUGAGGUCAAAGUUAAGGCCUGCAGUCGUGGAAUUGACACACUGUUUGAUUCUCUUAUGGCAUUGGAAAUGCAGUUGGUCGUCCAGUUGGAGGACAUCAUCCAAAUCUUUGACCAGAACAUCUCAGACAUGACUGCCAACUUCACUGAAACAGCUAAAGUAUUAUUUGCCCAAUGUCGAGAUCUAGAGAACGAAUAUGAUGAGAAGGUGCGGGGGAUUGCUGUAGAAACGCUAAAGAAAGUGGAGGAUGGCACGCUGGACGACGACAUGCCAGAAGACAUUGCAAUGAUGUUUGAAGACAAAGAGUCAGUGAUGGAAGCACUGACCACCUGCCACAAUAACCGCCUGUCAAAGAUUAAUGACAGAGAGAACCAGCUGAUUGCACGCAUCAGUGCCUGGAGGGUGGACCUCGUUAAAGGGAUUCAAGACAAAGAGAUGCACCGGAACCGUGCACGGAUCUUGGAGAUGUUCACGUAUGUGGACUAUUUGAGAGAUCAGCUGUUGGACUUUCAGUAGCUCAUCUGCUGAAACUGUAGGCAGUGUUUUAAAACAGUCAU
Molecule: messenger RNA, 1673 nt
Organism: Thalassophryne amazonica
Lineage: Eukaryota; Metazoa; Chordata; Actinopteri; Batrachoidiformes; Batrachoididae
Gene: drc3
Product: dynein regulatory complex subunit 3
Exons: 13
Coding region: 16-1632 (538 amino acids)
Molecular function (GO): protein binding
Source: RefSeq, a predicted model, not a curated record